GGAUUUCCCCUCCCACCGGGUCAUUUUCCUCGGCGUGAGGAUUUUGGAAGUGUGGUCAUGGAGGCGUCUGCUCGCUCUCCUUCUCCCCAUGUCAUCUGCGAGGGAGACUGGGCUGUUCUCAAGCGGGGCGACGUAUUUAAAGCGGUCGCCGUGGUGAAGCGAAGAAAAAUUGUUUUUGAAAAACAGUGGUUCUGCUUAGAUAAUGCCAUUGGGCAUGCUUACGGAACAUCAUUUGAAGUGACUAGUGGUGGUAGCCUUCAGCCAAAGCGGACGUUAGAAGAGAUGAAUCCAGAAACAAAAGAAGCUGGUACAGAUAAUCGUAAUAUAAUAGAUGAUGGAAAAUCUCAAAAACUGACUCAUGAUGAUAUAAAGGCUUUGAAGGAUAAAGGCAUUAAAGGAGAGGAAAUAGUUCAACAGUUAAUAGAGAACAGCACCACGUUUAGAGACAAAACAGAAUUUGCUCAAGAUAAAUACAUCAAAAAAAAGAAAAAGAAAUAUGAGGCAGUUAUUACGAUCAUAAAGCCAUCUACUCGUAUAUUAUCAACAAUGUACUAUGCAAGAGAGCCAGGAAAGAUCAACCAUUUGCGGUAUGAUACUCUAGCCCAGAUGUUAACUUGGGGAAAUGUUCAUGCUGGCAACAAGAUGAUAGUAAUGGAAACCUGUGCAGGACUGGUGCUGGGAGCUGUAAUGGAACGAAUGGGAGGUUAUGGAUCGAUUGUUCAGAUAUAUCCAGGAGAAGGACCUGUUAGAGCAGCCACAAGUUGUUUUGGAUUUCCUAAAACUUUUUUUGACACACUCUCUGAGUUCCCUCUCAGCAAAGUGGCUAGCGUUCUGUCUGGAACAUUUUCUUUAACGCCAUUGCCUUCAGUGUGUGAAAAGAAAACACCAGUGGCAGAAGACAAAAAUGGCUCAGGGGAUGACAAGGAACUUUCUCUACCAGAAGCAGACAUGGAAUGCAGUCCGAAAGUAGCUAUGGAGAGCGGUCAACCUGAAGAUCAAGAAAAAGCGGAAUUUGCAUCGGAUGCACUUGAUGAUCAAGCCAAGGGAACAACUCAUGACAAACAAAAGAAACAAGAGGAAAAGAGGAAACAGCUGAUAGCAGCUGCUGCUUUAUUGAAAAACAAGGAUGCUGAUGGUUUAAUUGUAGCCAGUCGAUUUCAUCCAACAAGUUUAUUACUCCUGUUGUUAGAGCUGGUAGCUCCUUCAAGGCCUUUUGUUGUCUACUGCCAAUAUAAAGAGCCACUAUUAGAAUGUUAUGCAAAACUGAGAGAGAAAGGUGGUGUCAUUAAUCUGAAACUUUCUGAAACAUGGUUGCGAAACUAUCAGAUCUUGCCAGAUCGAAGUCAUCCCAAAUUGAUAAUUACUGGUGGCGGUGGAUACCUACUGACAGGUAUCACUGUUAAAAAGGAAAGCAUAAAUACCAGUGACUGCUUAGAUGAGCCAUCUUCUAAAAAGCGUAAGCUUCAAGAACACCAGUAAUGCUUCAAGAAAUUAUGCUUGUGCUCUGUUACUAACUGAAUUUAAAGGCCUAGCGGAAUGCACUUUGUUUUCCAUUUGCAGCUGAAGGUUCUUUUUUAAAUCAAUCAAGUUCAACCAAAUGUUCUUAUUGCCAAUGUCAUUCCAGACUCAGGUCGUCCCCAUAACCUAUGGAGCAUUACUUUAGAACAGGGGUGUCAAACUCGAUUUUAUUGAGGGUCACAUCAGGAUUGUGUUUAACUUCAUAGGGCAUGGGGUGGGCGUGGUCAUGGUGGGUGUUUGACACAGUCUCAAGAUGCGCCUGGAUUUCCCUUCUUUCUUUCCACAGUUCUUUACUAUAACAAUUUUCCUAUCUCUUCUACCAGAUAUUACAGGCAAACAU
Thamnophis sirtalis is the source of this 1858-nucleotide messenger RNA. It is a transcript of the gene TRMT6, whose product is annotated as tRNA methyltransferase 6 non-catalytic subunit. Gene Ontology annotation, cellular component: tRNA (m1A) methyltransferase complex; nucleus. Gene Ontology annotation, biological process: tRNA methylation. NCBI's taxonomy places the organism in Eukaryota, Metazoa, Chordata, Lepidosauria, Squamata, Natricidae. The record is from RefSeq and is a predicted model, not a curated record.